AUGUCGUUGCAAUGUACCUCGAAAUUCGAAAUUCGAAUGGCAUCCAUCAUCCAAUCCGCCGGUAGAGAUAUUUACUGUAAUACCUCUACCUCUACCUUUGCUUCCGAUAUACCACACCGUUACAGUUCCAAGUCGACGGUCACGGGGAUCAGCUAUCCACGCACAACAUUCAAGAAUUGGGGCAAAAAGCGAUCUUUGACAUCCCCAGAACGAGUGCCCCAAUGCGGCUGCACAAAACCAGAGACGCGCGUCACGGUCCACGUCCCGGCUGGUUCUGGACAUUUCCCUUGUGGUGGCUGCUCGCCAAUACAAUUCACAACCAGCAUUGGAACAACCAGGUUGUCCACGCUUGGAAGUUUCGUUUUCCGGGACGGGGCAAAGUCUGUCCCCCGGGACGGCACCGACGCCAGUAAACGAGCUUCCCAGAGUCCCACAUCGUCCUCCAACCCUCAGACUCCUUCCCAGAAAACAGCUACCGUCCUUCCCACGACACCCAACACCUUUACUUCUCCUGUUCUACUCGCGGAACAAGGACCACAGGUUGUACAAGAAUUAACGGAUCUCGUCCAAGGCAUCUCCAGAAAUGUACAGCAAUCCACAACUAGCGGUAGUUUAUUCCUACCCGCCGCGGUUGUGACCUCCUGGGAACGGUUGCAAGCCAUUCUUUUCUACAAACCGCCCGUCGGUAUUGUAUCGGUGGUAGCCAUUAUCCGUCUAGUCUUUUCGGGACGUCUCUUUCGCUUGUACCCGGCCCCACCCAAAAAUUCCGUCGAAGAAGCCUUGCAGCAAGAAACGCGAAAGCGCGAACGGGAACGACACCGGGGACGGUCUCUCAAUCUCGACGCCGACGACGUCGCCUACCACCAUUUCGGUGGCGUAGAUCGUGUACGAAGACGACUUUGCUGGGCCGGACUGGGACACCUGCUGGAAGAAGUUACCCUGUCAAUCAAUCGUGGCAACCGCAACGACAGCACAUACACGGAACCGGAAACGGAUUUGGAUCCCGCCGUCCUGGAACUGCUGCAGGCCAUGGUGGCCGCGCUCAGCGUUUCCAAUCAUCCAGGUGGAGCCAGGGCUCAAUUUGUACACGAUAUGAUCCAGCCCUUUGCCAAAAUCGAAGAAUUACUCAUUCAGCAAAAGCUGGGUAAAAUCAAGCUCCCCACGUCGGGCAACGUAACGACCGAAGCCAUGAACCAGAUUGUUGGGACCGCCUCGUGGACGGCCGAAGUCCGCAUCCUUGAUGCGCUGCUACGCGUUUGCCGGGAUCGUUUGCUGAAAACCACCUACCGACUGGCGAGAACUCGGGAACACUGGGAGCGAAAGGUCGAACAUAUCCCAAAACGCCGGCUCCUCUUCGGCUGGAAGCGCAAGUCGGCUGAAGGCGACCGCCUACGCUUAUCCUACGCCAAGGCCGCCUACCAAGCCGAAAUACAACGACUCGGAGCCGUGGCGGCGAUCCUACUCGAGCGUCCCGCCGAUAUGGGCGAAUCGUAUCUUUUGGAAGCCCUGAAACAGAGUGAAAACGCUCGAGCAUUGGAACGGGAAGAACAAACGGCGCAUCAAGCGUCGCUACGACGAUCUCGUCUGACCGCCUUGACAAACGUUACGAAAUGGCAACUACCCAAACUCGAAGAUAUCUCUCGAUAUUCAAUUCGUUGGCGGGCCGAAGGCGUUGGAUCCCUUCAGAUCCGGCGUCUCGACGGAGAUACGCAAGUGCACGGCGAAUCGGCCUUGCACGUGUUGACUCAGGAUAUUUCGCGUGAUUCAUGGAUGAACGACGCCCGGGCAUGGAGCACCCAAGCGCGACGAGUCUUGUGCAAUGUUGUUCGGGAAAGUUUACAGGGCAGUGUUGCUACCGGAAAUUUGGACGAAGUCGACUUUGCCGUGUUGGAACAACAGUGGUGUACGCAAAAAUAUCAUCCCAAUGUCGACGUUCCGUUGCAGUGGAUAAAGAUACUCCGGUACGUGGACAACAUGCCGUCGUGGCGUCGAGUGGGCGAAGGCAAGGUUGUGCGAUUGAAGGAUGCUGCCUUGGUACACUGGACGAAACGACUCGAUUUGUUGGGGAUUCCGUCCACAAUGGCUUGGAUUGCGGCAUCGCAGUACGUGCACGAAAAGAUUCGACCUUAUUUUCCGACGCUCAAGCGAGAUAUGAUGCACGUUUUUGACAAAACGGUGGAGAUUUUACAGACACGCGUCUGGGUACCGGUCAAAGGCAUUUAUGACGAUAUCAUGAAUAAAAACCAGGGUAUCUUUUCGGCGUUUGGGUUGGAAGUUGAGCAAACGUCUCUGGAUCACAUGUUGCGUGACAUGGGUCUCGGAGACGGUACCGUGGCAUCGCGACAAGAAGCGCUCAAAAGAGCGGCGGAGAAAUACGAGGAGACUUUGAAGUCGGGAGUGAUCAUCAGUGCCCUUCAAGGCAAACUCGUCCGACUUCUACUCGUCCAAGUACAGCAACUCAAGGUUGGUCUACUCACCGCGCUCGAUACGAUUGACGUCCUACUUAAAGGUAACCGAAUUCAUUUUCAAAUCUUGGCCGCCAUUCCGGCCGUCGUCAUGGCCACGUACGGAACUCGUCUGUUCCUACGCGCCUUGUACAACAUUCGCUCGCGGGAUUUGCGUCCCGUAACGGCCGUGCAUACGGAAAUGGGGGAAUACUUGAACCAGAUGGAGCGCAUGAUGCUGUUGAGCAGCCAAGAGAGCGAUGGAAUGGACCAGCGGGACCGUACGAAGGCGGAACCGUCCAAGCCGGGGAAUGCACGCAACCGCACCCGAACGGGCACACCAACCACUACCUCGGGAGCGAAUCCACGACGACCGGAAGACAACCCGACUUCGUUGAGUACGGGGGAAUUGGGGGAAUUUGUGUUGCACAUGCACCGGUAUUUGAUUCUAUUGGACUUUUCCAGUCCGCCGUUUCCGAAUUGGGCUUGCGACCAAAUCCAGGAGGCCUUGCAAAUGUUUUUGGGAACGGGCGGGACGUUGGCGCGGGGCAUGGGACCUUCCCGGCACGUGGCGUGGCUGAAUCUCGUACAAAAGAAACACGAAGAAUUACUGAAACACAUGUAA
Molecule: messenger RNA, 3069 nt
Organism: Phaeodactylum tricornutum CCAP 1055/1
Lineage: Eukaryota; Bacillariophyta; Bacillariophyceae; Surirellales; Neidiaceae
Exons: 2
Coding region: 1-3069 (1022 amino acids)
Cellular component (GO): mitochondrial outer membrane
Source: RefSeq, a predicted model, not a curated record